Molecule: messenger RNA, 2133 nt
Organism: Dimorphilus gyrociliatus
Lineage: Eukaryota; Metazoa; Annelida; Polychaeta; Dinophilidae
Source: the annotation of a GenBank genome assembly
GUAGUAGUAUCUCACAGUUUUCUGUGAUUGGUUGGAAUGGCGUCCUCUACGGAUGGUAAUAGUCAGUUUUCUCCUGACAUGUCCGAAUUAUCUGAGGAAGAAAGGCUGAAAGUCUUAGAUGUACUCAAACGAGCCCAAGUCUUUCUUCAUCAGGAAGAAAAGCAUUCACUAAGACAACCACUUCAAGGACAGUUGUCUAAAUAUACAAAUAUGAUGAAAGGUUGGCAAUAUCGAUAUUUCGUUUUGGAACCUACUCCUGGGCGUUUAUCUUACUUCGAGAAAGAAGAGCAUAAAACUACUCAAAGACCACGCGGAUCAAUUAACUUAACAAACGCCGUUGUAUAUCCAUCGGAGGAAGAUUAUCAAACUUUUCAUGUGAAUGCAUCUAAUGGAGUAUCGUUUCAACUGAAAGCCAUUGAUACAAAAGAACGACAAUGCUGGAUCGAUAGACUUCGAGCUACUGUUGAAUAUCAUAAUGAGAUCUAUCGAAAGAAUAACCUAACCACCGAGAAUGCAUUGUGGAAUGAAGCGGCAAAAGCCGAACAAAAGUCCAAUUCUACGCCUUGUCUACUUAGUCUAUCAGACGAAAUAAAAAAUUCCUCCGAUUCCGAGUCGACAAACACGUUAACGAGGAAAAAGACACUUCGAAGCGAAAUCGAAACAGAAGAUUCUGAUACUAUAGCAACACCCCCAGUAGAACCGGCAAAUAUUAAUGAUUGUACGACUUCUAUUUCAACUUUAAACAUGGUGGAAAGUUUUAAAUCGGCUAAGGAUAUGCUCAAUAAUGUUAAUCUGUUGAAUAAGGCCUUAAUUAAGGCGACUGACUUUUCACCUUCAAUCUAUGGAUUAUCUAUGUUUGAUAAGGAUCUACUUAAUUUGAAAGCUAUAAGUUCAGCUAACGUUAAAUGUUUAGAGGACUGUUUUAUGUCCCUUGUUGAUUAUAAGGAUGAAUUGCUAAGAAAUGCGGGGCAGCCUUCAAGACAAACGAAAUGGUACUAUCCACUUAAUUCCAAUCAGGAGGGAGAUGAUCAAAGUACAGAUAGUUUACUAUUAAUGGAACCAGCCGAUUUUCAGGAAAUUGAAGACGAUAGCGAAGAGGAUGAGAAUAUUGAAAGGGGAUCGGAGAGCUCUUGUCCCGUUCCUGUUGAUAUUCUAUCUAAGCUAAAGCUUGGUGCAGAUCUUACUAAAGUAACCCUACCAGCUUAUAUACUUGACAAAAAAUCCCUUCUAGAGAUGUUUGCCGAUUGUAAUUCUAAUCCUCAACUGUUUUUAGGUAUCGCUGAUGAGAAAACAGCUAGAGAUCGUAUGGAAGCUGUAGUUAAAUGGUAUUUAACAACUUUCAAGGGUGCUAUUAAAAAUGGAAAAAUAAACAAACCUUAUAAUCCGAUUAUUGGUGAAAAUUUUCAUUGUCAAUGGUCGGUUGACAAUACAACUUUAUCGUUUACCGCCGAACAAGUGUCUCAUCACCCACCAAUUAGCGCCUUUUUUAUGGAAAGUAAACAAAAGCGUAUUUCGUUGAAUUCAUCUGUUUGGACAAAAAUAUCGUUUCACGGAAUGAGUGUAGGAAUAUCAUUAGUUGGAAAUAUUAAGAUAAGAUUGGAUGAAUUUGAUGAAGAAUAUUUGUUGACAUAUCCUAGCAUUUAUGUUAAAUCGCUACUUACAAAUCCACUGAUUGAACUGGGUGACAAAGUAUCAAUUAAAUGUCCUAAAUCAGGAUAUAAUGCGACACUGGAAUUUUCCACUCGAAAUCAGGCAGAGGAAAGAGUCCAUUUUGUUAAUGGAGAAAUACGUGAGCCGGAAAAUUCGAAUGUUAUUAUGAAAAUCAAUGGAGAAUGGAAAAAUAGUAUAAAAUUUGUAAAAUUAGACGGUGACAAUAAAGAAUAUAUAUUGGAUCUCAAAGAAAUUUCCACCUUUAAAAAGCGUGUUCGACCAAUAGAGAGCCAAAAUGACAAAGAAUCGAGAAAAGUGUGGAGAGAUAUCACUCAGAGUUUAAGAAAGAAUGAUUUUGUUCAGGCGAAUAAGCUAAAGACAAAGUUGGAAAAUUCACAGAGAGCCAAAGAUACUUCAAAAUCAUUUACGCCUAAAUACUUUCAACAUAUUAAGGAAAAAGAAUGGUUUUUCAAAAAUUCUUGA